CUUUUGGGCGCGCGGAGCCGCCGUCCGAGGGGGUCACGUGGUGACGCAGCCGCCCGGAGCGGGGCGGAAGUGGCGGCGGGGCCAUGGAGGGGACCCUGGAGCAGCACCUGGAGGAGACCAUGAAGAGCCCGGCCGUGGUGGGCGUCCUGUGCACCGACUCGCAGGGGCUCAACCUGGGCUGCCGAGGGACUCUCUCUGACGAACACGCCGGGAUCAUUUCCGUGCUGGCCCAGCAGGCGGCCAAGCUCAGCUCGGACCCCACGGACACCCCCGUGGUGUGCCUGGAGUCGGACACCGGGAACAUCAUGAUCCAGAAGCACGACACCAUCACUGUAGCAGUGCAUAAGUUGGCAUCCUGAUCCUUGGGAACCAGCUGCACUGCCAGCCCCUCCUCCCUGCACAACCCUGCACUCCAGCUCCAGUUUGGAACCCCAGUCCUGGGGUGAAGGCUCUCCCUCUCUUCUGAACAGCUCCUGUGCAGCUCUCCAGGUCUCCAACUCCCACUGUAGCACUUGUGGUGCUGAGGGUGACACGUGGUCACUCACCCAGCUUGUGGAAGGUCAGAUCCUACCAGGUGCAUGUGUGUUGUUGGUUGGAGAAAUCAAUAAAUGACCUGUAAAAACA
Molecule: messenger RNA, 624 nt
Organism: Pseudopipra pipra
Lineage: Eukaryota; Metazoa; Chordata; Aves; Passeriformes; Pipridae
Gene: LAMTOR5
Product: late endosomal/lysosomal adaptor, MAPK and MTOR activator 5
Exons: 4
Coding region: 84-359 (91 amino acids)
Biological process (GO): cellular response to amino acid stimulus; positive regulation of TORC1 signaling
Cellular component (GO): lysosome; cytoplasm; Ragulator complex
Molecular function (GO): guanyl-nucleotide exchange factor activity
Source: RefSeq, a predicted model, not a curated record